Messenger RNA from Rhincodon typus (whale shark), 894 nucleotides. RefSeq names its product probable G-protein coupled receptor 139. The record is from RefSeq and is a predicted model, not a curated record. NCBI's taxonomy places the organism in Eukaryota, Metazoa, Chordata, Chondrichthyes, Orectolobiformes, Rhincodontidae. The transcript has a single exon. Gene Ontology annotation, molecular function: G protein-coupled receptor activity. Gene Ontology annotation, biological process: G protein-coupled receptor signaling pathway. Gene Ontology annotation, cellular component: membrane. The coding region runs from base 1 to 894 and encodes 297 amino acids.
AUGGCUAUUCUGAUCCUGUCGCAAGGAAAAUGUGGACUUUCGAAAUGUAUCACCCACUACCUGGUGGCCAUGGCAGUGGCAGAUCUCCUAGUCAUUUUCACGGAUGUGAUAUUGUCUACAGUUAUUCCUUUUCACUUCCAAGGUACUUACCUGGAGACCACACCAGCACGCUCCCUCUUACAUGUCCUGCUUUCUGCAACUACAGACAUUUCUGUUUGGUUCACUGUCACCUUUACCAUUGACCGAUUUGUUGUAAUUUGUUGCCGGAAGAUAAAAACAAAAUAUUGCACAAAGAAAACUGCAGAUCUGUUCAUUACAACAGUAAGUGUACUGUUCUGCAUGAAAAAUAUUCCUUGGUACUUUGUAUACGACCCUGAAUAUGUAGUUGACAAUGUACCCUGGGGCUGCACCCUAUCGCUGAAUUUUUACACUGAAACUAUGUGGGUUGCAUUUCACAGUAUUAGUAUUAUUUUAACUCCUUUCCUCCCAUUUAUUCUGAUUUUAUUGCUUAAUGCUCUGACUGCCAGACACAUUUUAGUGACCAGUAGAAUCCGUGGGAAGCUAUUGGAUCACAGCAAGAGUGAGAAUCACACUGACCCAGAGAUGGAGAGCCGCAGGAAAUCCAUAAUUUUACUCUUCACCAUAUCAGGCAGUUUUAUACUCUUAUGGAUGACUUAUGUGGGCUUUUUCUUUUAUGCACGAAUUUCAAACAUUUCUGGUUACACGGGUCCCCAUGAUCCUGUGUAUAUCACUGAACAAUCCAGCUACAUGUUGCAGCUUUUGAGUACCUGCACCAACACCUGUAUUUAUGCAGUGACCCAGACUAAAUUCAGAGAGCAGCUGAAGAAUGCAUUCAAAUACCCAUUCACGUCAAUUGGAAAAUUACUGAAAUGA